Mastomys coucha (southern multimammate mouse) is the source of this 3959-nucleotide messenger RNA. RefSeq names its product acyl-CoA oxidase 1 (gene Acox1). Gene Ontology annotation, cellular component: peroxisome. Lineage: Eukaryota; Metazoa; Chordata; Mammalia; Rodentia; Muridae. Bases 345 to 2330 code for a protein of 661 amino acids. The transcript is spliced from 14 exons. Gene Ontology annotation, biological process: fatty acid beta-oxidation using acyl-CoA oxidase; lipid homeostasis; very long-chain fatty acid metabolic process. The record is from RefSeq and is a predicted model, not a curated record. Gene Ontology annotation, molecular function: FAD binding; fatty acid binding.
AGGUCACGUGAACCUGGAGAAGUGACGUCCGGAAAGAGCCCCACUCCCUUUCCAGUGCCACUGAGGUUUCUUGACCUUUUACCUUGCUUUCCUUGGCGAGGAGCCGCUCAGGGACCUCCCCUGGCUCGCAGCAGGGGAUUCGUCCGUCCGGCGGGCGGGACCGGCGUCCGGGAUUGCAGCGGGUCACGUGAGGAGCGGCGGCGGGACGGGGCGGGGCCUGCCGGGGGCGGGGCCGAGGCUGGCAGGCUGGGCUCUUAGGGCCGGUCGGCGCCCGAGCUGCGGACUCACUCGGGUGUCUGUCACUUCUGUCGCCACCUCCUCUGCCACCAACCCUGACCACCGUCAUGAACCCCGACCUGCGCAAGGAGCGGGCCGCCGCCGCCUUCAAUCCGGAGUUAAUCACGCACAUCUUGGAUGGCAGUCCCGAGAACACCCGGCGCCGUCGAGAAAUCGAGAACUUGAUUCUGAACGACCCCGACUUCCAGCAUGAGGACUAUAACUUCCUCACUCGAAGCCAGCGUUACGAGGUGGCCGUUAAGAAGAGUGCCACCAUGGUGAAGAAGAUGAGGGAAUUUGGCAUUUCAGACCCUGAAGAAAUCAUGUGGUUUAAGAACUCUGUGCACCGAGGGCAUCCUGAGCCUUUGGAUCUUCACUUGGGCAUGUUCCUGCCCACAUUGCUUCACCAGGCCACCGAAGAGCAGCAGGAGCGUUUCUUCAUGCCAGCCUGGAAUUUGGAGAUCACGGGCACUUAUGCGCAGACAGAGAUGGGCCAUGGAACUCAUCUCCGAGGCUUAGAAACCACUGCCACAUAUGACCCCAAGACCCAGGAGUUCAUUCUCAACAGCCCCACUGUGACUUCCAUUAAGUGGUGGCCCGGGGGACUUGGGAAGACUUCGAAUCAUGCCAUAGUCCUGGCUCAGCUCAUCACUCAAGGGGAGUGCUACGGCUUACACGCCUUUGUUGUCCCUAUCCGUGAAAUUGGGACCCACAAGCCCUUGCCAGGCAUCACUGUUGGGGAUAUCGGCCCAAAGUUUGGUUAUGAAGAGAUGGAUAAUGGCUACCUGAAGAUGGACAAUUACCGUAUUCCUAGAGAGAACAUGUUGAUGAAAUAUGCCCAGGUGAAGCCUGACGGUACAUAUGUAAAGCCUUUGAGUAACAAGCUGACGUAUGGGACCAUGGUUUUCGUAAGGUCCUUCCUCGUGGGAACUGCAGCUCAGAGUCUGUCCAAGGCUUGCACCAUUGCCAUACGAUACAGUGCAGUGAGGCGCCAAUCUGAAAUCAAGCCAAGUGAACCAGAACCACAGAUUCUGGACUUUCAAACCCAGCAGUAUAAACUCUUCCCGCUCCUGGCCACUGCCUAUGCCUUCCACUUUGUAGGAAGAUACAUGAAGGAGACCUACCUUCGAAUUAAUGAGAGCAUUGGCCAAGGGGACCUGAGUGAGCUGCCUGAGCUUCAUGCCCUCACCGCUGGACUGAAGGCUUUCACUACCUGGGUAGCCAAUGCUGGUAUUGAAGAAUGUCGGAUGGCUUGCGGUGGGCACGGCUAUUCUCACUGCAGUGGGAUUCCAAACAUUUACGUCACUUUCACCCCAGCCUGCACCUUCGAGGGCGAGAACACGGUUAUGAUGUUGCAGACAGCCAGGUUCUUGAUGAAAAUCUAUGACCAGGUGCAGUCGGGGAAGCUGGUGGGCGGUAUGGUGUCCUACUUGAAUGACCUGCCGAGUCAGCGUAUCCAGCCACAGCAGGUGGCAGUCUGGCCAGCUGUGGUGGACAUCAACAGCCUGGACAGUCUGACAGAAGCCUACAAGCUCCGUGCAGCCAGAAUGGUAGAAAUUGCUGCAAAAAACCUUCAGACUCAAGUGAGUCACAGGAAGAGCAAGGAAGUAGCAUGGAACUUGACUUCUGUCGACCUUGUUCGGGCAAGUGAGGCGCACUGCCACUACGUGACCGUUAAGGUCUUUUCAGAUAAACUCCCCAAGAUUCAAGACAAAGCCGUACAAGCUGUGCUGAGGAGUCUGUGUCUCUUAUACUCUCUCUAUGGAAUCAGCCAGAAAGGAGGAGAUUUUCUUGAGGCGAACAUCAUCACAGGGGCUCAGAUAUCACAAGUGAACAGUCGGAUACUGGAGUUGCUCACACUGAUCCGCCCCAAUGCUGUUGCUUUGGUCGAUGCCUUUGACUUUAAAGAUGAGACACUUGGUUCUGUUCUCGGCCGUUAUGAUGGGAAUGUGUAUGAGAACUUGUUUGAGUGGGCCAAGAAAUCCCCACUGAACAAGACAGAGGUCCACGAGUCCUACUACAAGCACUUGAAGCCUCUGCAGUCCAAACUCUGAAGCUUCCCAGGGACAAGUCUGAGCUCCGCAGAGCGCAGAAAACCUCUCCUUGAUUCACCGAUCCUUGUGAAAUCCUCAUCAAAUUUGUGUAGUUGUAGAGCAAAUGAUGAUUCCUCUCUAUAAGUAAAGAGAGCUUCCCAGACUUUAGGGAUUAAAUGAGAAAGUCAGCGUCUUAUGUGCAGCAGCGCAGACAGACGUGGGAACUCAGAAAGUAAAGCUUUGGAGCUGGGGUCUGACUUGCAUUAAUUUGUUCUGCUGCUAAUCUGUGUAGGCCUUGACUCUGGGGGAAUGAACAGGAGUUUAACUACAAAAUACUUAGUUAUUUUCACAUUUUUACUGCUAAUCACUGGAUAUAUGUUUUUUAAACAAAGGUGUUAUAUAGAGUAGCACUUGACAGGCUUUUUUGCCUUGCACUUUCUGAUCUACCACUAAGGACAGGAGUUUGGGGCCCAGAAACUAAUAGAAACCCUGAUGUGGGUGUGUGGCCAUUACAUAUGCCCCUGCUACCUGCUGUGUGGGUGUGUCAUUCCUAAUAACUGUCACAUUAACAUAGUCAACAAGAGGACUCCUUAAACACCCACCCACCAAGAAACCAGAGCUCCCAGGAGUGAGCACCCACUCCCGGCUCAGCCUUCCUGGCAGUGGCACCACACCUUUGACCCCAAUUACUGACACAGUUAAGUUGCUUGUCUUUACGCCAGGCCUUUGGCCAAUUCCUUGACUUCAAUCAUGGUGGCUGACCUUCCCUUUCUUGCUUGCCUUCUCCUGAAAGAGAUAAUAGAGACAAUAGUCAGUCUUUCCUCAUUAAGUGUGGGGAGAGCCCUCGCUUUUGGUAUUCCUGUAUUUUGGUGUCUUUGUUAAGUAAAUUUCCUGGGACAAUCCAGAUUUGAAAGAUUCUGUCUUCUUGUUGUCAUAAGCUAUUAAAAUGCUUGGUGGUUAUCAAAGUAUUUGACAUUAAAAAAAAACAAUCACUCAGGUCCCCUUUUAUACCAGAAAUAGCAGGGAAGCCCCAGGCCACAGCUGUCUGCUUAGAGUGUUAGGUGAGAGGAGGGAUCGUUGAAGCCGGUUGAAGCCUGAGUGCAGGCUUUGGGGAGCUUCUGCUGAGUAGCUGGCUUUGUGGGAAGCGGCUAGCAGCCUUAUGGCGCCUUCAGAGCAAAGCAGCCCCUACAAUCAUUCUGACCUUAAAGGUGGAAUAUGUACCUUUUGUGGUAUGUGUGUGUAUGCAUUUUUUGUGUGGUGACUUUUUUUCUUGAGACAGGGCCCAGAGUGGCCUUGACCUCUGAUCCUCGGCCUCCCAAAUGCUGGGGUUACAGGUGUGCGCUGACAUGCCUGGCUAAUCGGAACUCUUUGUUCUUGGAAGCACAGUAUAGAAUCACUGUGACCUAUCCAGUCUGUAUCUGGCAUUUGCAUCGUGAGAACAGUUCUGAGAGAGAACGCAGCAUAAACGGAGUGGAAAUGAUGUCGACCUCUGUCGUAAAAUCAAAAAACCAUUGACACAAGCCUUAACCUUUCUCCUGGAACGACUGAUAGUCCCUGAAGAUUGACAACAAGCAUCCUGUCACCUUGUUGGGGUUUCUAUUGACAGCAAUUCAUAUUCUGGAAAAUAAUAAAUAAAUUUAAAUGACUGAA